AUCGCUCACCACUUGCCAUUCAGAUGUCUAUGAAGGAAAUGCCUGUCAUCGAAGGUGGGCGCUAUUAGACUUAGGGACUUCGAAUCAGACAUUGCGCAUUUCCAUCACGUUGAUGGGCCUCAAUUGCCACCCAUCAUCUCGCCGUCCCGAAUACAAAACAACCUGCGAACGAUAGCCUUCCACGGAUUUGGGCUAGACCUGCGAAGAGAACGCCCGGAUCCACAAUGCCAGAAUCUGAGUCGGUUAUGGAAGAUGACCGCUCGGUCGAGCUGUCGUCUAUCGCUGCUAUUUUCCCGGAAAUAAUAAUCGACCCUGUCUCGCCGUAUAAAGCCUCGCUAGACAUACCCGUCAAACCAUCUAGACCCGUACGCGUGCGCUUUCAGCAGCAACAGCAGCUCCCCGAGAACAUUUUUCCUGCUAUCCUGACCCCUCCCACGUCCGUCGACGCCAGCGAAAACGGUUUCCCGUUCAAGGCCGAGGAGCCCACUGCUCCAGCCGAGGCCGACAAUGAUGUCCAUAUCAUAUCGCACUUUCCUCCUCUUUGCCUCGAGAUCGAGCUGCCCGAAGGCUAUCCAGCUGAGCAAGCGCCUUUCUUCAAUCUCGGAACAAACCCUGCCUGGUUACCUUCCUCGACAUUGUCCGAACUCAUAAAUGAUGGCAAGCGUCUUUGGGAGGAGUGCGGCAAGGACCUGGUGGUUUACACAUACAUCGACCAUCUUCAGCAGUUAUGUGACACGGGCUUUGACUCUAGUGAAAGCCCCGACGGUGAGAUGCUGCUUUCUCGGGACUUGAAAAUAGCUUUGUUGGAUUUCAACAGUAAAGCUGAACAGGAAAUGUUCGAACAAGAGACCUUUGAAUGUGGUGUCUGCCUGGAACCAAAGAAAGGCAUAAACUGUCACCGCCUUUUGCGAUGCUCGCACGUUUUCUGCGUUGCCUGUCUGCAGGACUUCUACAAUGCCUGUAUCACUGAAGGCGAUAUUGAGAAUGUGAAGUGUUUAGCUCCUAAUUGUGGCAAGGAAACGGCUCUCACAGCCUCCGCAGGCGACGCACCAAAGAAGCGAAAGAAGAUCGACCGAACGCUCAGCCCCAGCGAGUUGCUACAGAUUCCCCUGGAGCAGGAGACUGUGCAGCGCUUUGUAUCUCUUAAGCGCAAGAAAAGGCUUGAGGCGGAUAAGUCGACAGUGUACUGUCCUCGUGAAUGGUGCCAAGGUGCCGCUCGCUCAAAAAAGCACCCCAAACCCAUGGACCCGAUGUCUGACGACCUCGACGUGUUUGACGAUGAUGAGGAGGCGACCCCUGUCUUUGAUCCCCUCGGUGACGAGGCUCAGUUGCCCCCCAUGGCUGAACGGGUGGCGAUCUGCGAGGAUUGCAACUACGCAUUCUGUUGCGUUUGCAAAAAAGGCUGGCAUGGGGAACUGGUCCGUUGCUUCCCUCGGCGUGCAGCCGAGCUGACCGCCGAAGAAAAGGCGACCGAAGACUAUCUGCGGCGGUAUACAUCCGCUUGUCCGACAUGCAAUGCGCCCUGCCAGAAGAAGAUGGGCUGCAACCAUAUGAUAUGCUUCAAAUGCGACACACACUUCUGCUACCUCUGCUCUUGUUGGCUGUUCGAGGAAAAUCCUUACCGGCAUUUCAACGAUCCAGAGAGUCAGUGCUACCAAAGGCUUUGGGAUCUGGAAGGCGGUGACGGCAUUGACCCUGACGGGGCUGAAGCCUUGCAUCAAGUCCCUGCGCAACUCAUAGAGGUUGACGACGAUAGUGAUGACGAGGAUCUGGUUGCCAUGGAACUGGGUCAACAUCCUCCUCCCCCGGCUCCGGUACCCCCAAGAGUCAACCCUGGCCAUGGCGCCGGGGCUCAUGGCGAAGGCGGCAAUGAAGAUGCUGCAGCUCGGGCUGCAGCGGCCGAGAGACAAGCGCAGGCACGAGCCAUGGCAGAAGUCCGGCGUCGUCCGGAGGCCGACGCGGCUAGAGAAGGCCAACCGGAACGACAUGCGCGGCCUGGCCUGCAACGAUUUCUAGAACUGGUUCAGAAUGACCGGGAAGACGAAUGGGACAGUGAUGAACUCGAUGAUGAUUUCUAGGUUCUUUUAUUUCUUUUCUCUUUCUCCAUAUGGCCCCUAUCCCAUCAUACGCCACGUCAUGCUAUACUUGUACGCGUUAUGAGCUCAUA
Messenger RNA from Aspergillus uvarum CBS 121591, 2167 nucleotides. Its product is annotated as RBR-type E3 ubiquitin transferase. The record is from RefSeq and is a predicted model, not a curated record. Gene Ontology annotation, molecular function: zinc ion binding; ubiquitin protein ligase activity; ubiquitin conjugating enzyme binding. Bases 225 to 2078 code for a protein of 617 amino acids. Gene Ontology annotation, cellular component: ubiquitin ligase complex; cytoplasm. The transcript has a single exon. Gene Ontology annotation, biological process: positive regulation of proteasomal ubiquitin-dependent protein catabolic process; ubiquitin-dependent protein catabolic process; protein polyubiquitination. NCBI's taxonomy places the organism in Eukaryota, Fungi, Ascomycota, Eurotiomycetes, Eurotiales, Aspergillaceae.